AUGGUUGUGGAUGCCUUCGCACGGAAAUCUUGUUGGGCUCAAGAGCCUAAUGGUAGGCCAACCUUUGCCUUUGUCAGUUACCGGUUGACAGAGGAAAUGAGGAAGGCCAUUUUGCAAGCCAACCAUAAAGUGAUUGAUGGUCACCAAAUAAUCGUAAACAGGGCAAUCUCCGAGAAAACUGCAAAUCAAUCUAAAGUUGGCGAAGAAGAGAACGAGGGCAAGCUAAAGAAAACUUUCAAGGAGGCCUUGAUUCAAGGUUUAUCGUCUUUAUGCAGAUUGGGAAAUGUGGAGUUUGUGGUCUACCGGGGUGAUAAUGGGAACAUUGCUGCUUUUCACAAUGUCUGUAGACAUCAUGCCUCUCUUCUUGUGUCUGGAAGGGGGAAAAAGUCUUGUUUUACAUGCCGAAUUUGGACUUAUACCAGUAAAAGUUGCUACUUGGGGAGCAUUUGUGCUUCUCAAUAUGGAGAAGGAGAUUUUCGUAAGAAUGACAUUGAUACUAACAGCUUUGCUAGUGAAUGGCUUAGUAGUUGCUCAAAAAUAUUGAGCCUCAAUGGUGAUUCCCCACUAGCUUAUGUUUGUAGACAUGAAUACAUCAUUGCUUCACAAUACAGAAAAAGAGCAAAGGGAAAUGACAAACUUGUUAAUCAAAGAGUCAACUUGAUCAAAGCAGAUGAAUCAAAUGAUGUAAUUGCUAUGGUCAUUUCACAAGCAAAUAUGGUGACCAGUGUGAAGGAAUGGGUGAUAGACUCAAGUGCUACCAAGCAUAUUUGUGCAAACAGAAAUACCUUUACUUCCUAUACUCCAAUAGGGGAAGGAAAAGAGACAAUAUACCUUGAUGAUUCUCGAAUUGCUCAAGUUCUUGGUAAAGGGAAAGUCUUUAUCAAGCUCACAUUUGGCAAAACCCUAGCUUUAAAUGAUGUUCUUCAUGUUCCCAAUAUAAGGGCAAACUUGGUAUUUGUGGCCUUAUUAGGCAAGGAUGACAAUGCUUCCAUGGAGAGAAGUUUUGUGGAUAGCGAAAGAGUGCAGAUGGAAGACAUUGCACUUUGUGAAGGUGUUCAAAGGGGUAUCGAAUCACCCACAUAUUGCAGUGGAAGAUAUGCUCCAACUGUUGAGAAGGCCAUGCAUCAUUUCCAAUGUCUGCUUUAUGAUAAUCUCGUAGACUAA
Molecule: messenger RNA, 1164 nt
Organism: Theobroma umbraticum
Lineage: Eukaryota; Viridiplantae; Streptophyta; Magnoliopsida; Malvales; Malvaceae
Source: RefSeq, a predicted model, not a curated record